AGCGAGCACAGCUAUUGCGACACUCAAAGGGUUGGCGGUACUCCAUUCGAGACCACCACCAGGCGAAAGAACGAAAGGGGAAAAGAAGAAAAAUCAAUUAUAAAAAAAGAAGGCGACGGGGAAGAUUGAUAGAGAGCGAGAGGCGAUCAAGAACAACGGCAAUAAAAGGACAAAGGCAACUGAAAGAGUGGUCGCGUCUCUUCUUCCGUUUUUGGCGAACUGUUAACCGUGCCCGUGCGCCUUCUCUGCACCUGACGUAUCUACCUGGCGUUUUGGGAGGAGUGUGGAAGAGCUGUUUUUGCCGCCUUCCGCACACGCGCAUCGUUGCAACGGACGAGCGCCUCUUCGUUUCCGUUUGACUUGGAUUUUACUUUCUGUGUGUUUGCUUGCAACUGCAGUUGCGGACUGCACAGCUGCUCUUGUGUGCUUUCUUUCCUCUUUCUCUCUUGGGACAACAGGAAAGCGAAAGAGCUCUUUUUUCUUGGAUCUACGUCGGGCAGUCGAUUUUGUUUUCUUCCGCGGUUUCGGCGCUGUGCGUGCUGGCUGGCUUUGCUCUCUUUUUCAAGCUCUUCAAGGAAUUCAACCUCACGACCGUUGACGCUGAACUCGUCCUUCUCGGUUCUUCUUACCACACACACACACACGCCGAAGGAAGGAAAGAAAGCAUUGUGCAGCAACACCACAAGUAUGUUGCAGAGUAGUAACAACGAUGAGUACGCGAGGCAGAGGGCAGCCGGUGAUAAUCCGAACCCCACUUCCUCCCCACAAGGCUCACCCGGCCGCAUCGGCCUCGCGUACGCGGCUCUUACGCCGGAACGAGAAGCCGCCCUGCAGGCGAAGGGCCGGCAGCUUCUCGAGGAGCAUCGCCGCGAAAGCGGGGGCGGCUCAACGUACAGCCCAGAAGAGAAGGAGGCGCUGCAGCAGCGCGGGAUGGAGUUGCUGCGCGCUGCACGGGAGGAGGCUGCGGCAAACAAGGGACAGCACGUGCCGGCGCCCCUGCUGAGCGCCGCUGCUCGUGUGGCCGCCGCGACAACGGCCAUUCGACGACGUGAAGACGAAAACGCGAAGGACGGCGGUAGCACCCACAGCAGCAGUGAUGAUGAUGUUGACGAAGCGGUGCAGGAACACGGCGCAACCCAUCUCGACUCAUCGCAGGUGGCCCAGGCCGCACCCGCGUUGGCGCACUCCCCUCCACAGCAGGGUGAAGCGAACCACACGGCUGGGAAAGGAGUGGACACGGGGGCGGCGCCCACGGCAGAUGUGCAGGGGCUGAUCGCGGAGGUGGGGCGACUGCAGCGACUCGUGGCGGCGCAGCAGGACGAGCUCUCCGCCGCGCAGGCCUCCCCGACCGCAUCGCCGGAGGCGUUCACAAAAGCGCAGAUGGACGCUGCCCGACAGGAAUUGAUCCAGCAGUUUAACGAACACAUGGCGCAGUGCGAGCAGGCGAAUCAGGACUACUGGGCGCAGGUGUCGGCGGAUCAUCGGCAGGAGGUGGACACACUGCGUCAGGAGGGCGAAGCGCUGAGACGGCAAAUGGAAAGCCUACAAACACCGCAAAAGACCGAAGGUGAGAUCGAGGCCGAAGCCGCCGCCGUCGCCUCGUUGCAGCAAGCCGUGGCCGUGCUGAAGCAAGAGUUGGAUCGUGCGCAGCAGGAGUGCACCGCAGCCCAUCUCGCACGCGAGGCGGCAGAGCAAGUGGUUGGAUGUUUGACGGAGCGACUGCAGGAACAGGCGAAUGAAAUGACACAGUUGCAAAGCGAAUUGUCAGCGGCCACCGCCGCCGUUCAGGCAGCGCGUGAGGAGGCGGAGAAGGCGGCGCAGGCGGAUAGUGCAGAGCUGCAAUCCAUGCGUGAGCACUUGCUUGAACUGGAGAGAGCCUACCAUGACCUGCAAUCCAUGAAUGCGGAGCUGCAGGCUUCGAACGCGAAGCUGGAGGCUGCUCAGACUGCCGCUCCUGCUCCUGCGCCACCCGCACCCGCACACGAUGCGGCAAAUCCCUUUGCCGAUGCGGACGCGGAGGACCCCUUUGGUGCCCCGUCGCAUGCCGCUCCUACUUCUGCUGCGACUGCUGACGACAGUGAGCUGCAGGCAUCACGCAAGCGCAUCGCUGAGCUGGAGGCUGCAAAUGCCGAGUUGCAAUCCAUGAAUGCGGAGCUGCAGGCUUCGAACGCGAAGCUGGAGGCUGCUCAGACUGCCGCUCCUGCUCCUGCGCCACCCGCACCCGCACACGAUGCGGCAAAUCCCUUUGCCGAUGCGGACGCGGAGGACCCCUUUGGUGCCCCGUCGCAUGCCGCUCCUACUUCUGCUGCGACUGCUGACGACAGUGAGCUGCAGGCAUCACGCAAGCGCAUCGCUGAGCUGGAAGCUGCACUCGCCGAGGCUGCGGCAGACCAGGAGAGAUUGCAGGAGGACAUGGAAGACAAGGAACGCUUGAUUCAGGCCCUCCGCGCAGGGGAGGCGGCGUUGGGCUCGCUGCCGGCGGACGCACUUGCCACCGACCAUGGCUGGGGCAUCACCCUCCCGUCAGAUUCGGUCGACGGCACGCCCGAUGACGGUGCGGGGUCGCUCUGUCGGUCGCCGGACACGCUCUCCGGUCUGCGCGCCCGCGUGGAGGAGCCGACGGGGCAGCUGGAGGAGGAGCGUCGUGCCUGCCGACAGGCUCAGCAGCAGCAGCAAGUAGCGUCGACACAGACCAACCCGCCCGCCCCGUUGUCGCAGAUGGUGCCCGGGAUGGAGGAGCUGGGCCGUCAGUAUGCGGACUUCCAACACCGCCUCGCCAUCGCCGAAGAUGCGCAAGCAGCGUCGGAGGAGGAGGUGCGGCUCCUACGCGAGAGUAGCGCAGUGCACACCAGCCUGGAGGCCAACGGCAACGACGCACCGGCAUCACCUCCGCCAACCUCAGCACGGGUAACGCAAGUUCUACCGGCACAACCGAGUGGCUCCUCCUCUUCCGCUGCCGUUGGGGUCAACCCUUUUGCAGACGCCGUUGCGAGCGACGAGGACGUAGAGGCCCACGGGGUGGCCACGACGGUGCGCGGAGGGCGCGGCACAUACGACAGCAUCGGCCUCAACCCCGACAGCAACCACCACCAAAAUAACCUCUCCCCGCUGCGUCCACCGCUGUCUGAAGAUGACGACAACCGCAACACGCCCGAGACACAGGUGUCGUUUCACAUGGGCCACGACAGCGGUGCCGCACACGAGACGGGUGGGCUGGUGAGCGACACCGUUUUUGGCGAUGCAGCGGAUGUGCGGUGUGCGCCGGCGGCGGCGGAGCCCUUUGCCGGUGAUCCCUUCUCUACCCACAGCAGGGAGGAGGAGCAGAGUGAGACGCAAACCACCUCCGCUGCCUCACGCGGCGAUGAAGUGGUCCGUCGUUCCCCGCGCGAAAGUGGCGAGCUGCUCGACGAGGAGGAGGACACGACGGAGGACGUGGAUGCGUCCGUCAGCACACGCGUAACCGCCGCUCGCGGUCGCGUCCCGCCGGUGCCCACCAGCAAGGUGGAGGACAGCGGGGCAGCGAUGCAGGAACUGGGGAGGCAAUACGCCGAGGCCCAGCACCGUCUUCUGCGCUCAGAGGAAGCUCGUCAGGGUCUCGAGCAUGAGGUGGCGGAUCUGCGGCAGUCGCUGGAGCAGCUGCAGGCCCAGGUGCACGCACAGGCGGCCGUAGCAGACGCUGACGCAGCACCAAGCGAUCACUCCCAUGUACACUUUCAUCGUGAUAACGACGACGAUGAUGAUCCGCAUCCUACUUCGCACUCCGACAGUACACACGAGGGGCACAUCGGCAACGGGUUGGCGGGGGAUGGGGGCGACUCGGAGGACGAGGAGGAGGCGACGCGUACCGUGACGACGUCCUUCGCCUCGUCGGUGCCCACGGCGGCACAAGAGCAGUCAUCCAACCCGUUUGCACCGUCGUCCCUGCCGCCGCCGCCGCCGCACCACGCGGACGCGGACGACGAUGCGUUGCUCGGCCCUCCCGUGGCCACCGAUGCCGUGUUUGUGGAGCGCGACGGGGCGGAACGCGAUCAUGAAGGAGCCGAGGUGAUUGUGGCGGACCAGGAGGCGGAUAGGGCGGUCAAGGAAGAAGACGCUGCUGGUGUGACAGUCUCCCUCUGCAAUCGUAUUGCAGAGCUGGAGGCGGAGUUGAAGACUGUGUCGGCGAAUCACGAAGAGGAGCUGCAAGCCUUGGCGGAUGCCGCGGCGGAUCGCAUUGCGGCUUUAGAGCAAGCGUACGCAGCUGCUGCUACGCCCAUGAGAGAAGCAGAUAAGGAAGACGAUGAAGUCUUUGGCAAUGACGGCGAUGUCACAGAAUCGCAGCAGCAGUCACAACACCGCCAGAACGACCCCGCUGCCGCUGCCACAUCCUCCUUGUCGAUGUCCGCUGACCCGUCACCUUUCUCCAUCGCACAAGCUGUGGCUGCAGCCCGUGCGGAAUGGGAGAAAAGUCUGGAAGAAGAGCGCCAAGAGCAUGCGCAGCUGCUGCACGAGGUAGACGCGCUGAAGGUGGAACUGGAGGAGCUGAAGGUCGCCCACGAGGCGGAGUUGGCGGCGCUGUCGGCCGAAUGCAACCGCGAAAUCGAGACGCACGACGAGUUGCUGCGGCAGCGCCUGGAGGAGCAGGAGGAGUCCUUUGAAGCUGCCAUUCAGCAGCUCGAUCAACAACAUCAAGACCAGCUGCGCGUACUGGUGGCAUCAGCUGAAACUGCCUUGCCCACCGUGCGAGAGGACGACGCUGCCGAUGCGGAGGAUAACAAAAACAACAAUGAUGCCGGCCAUCAUCAGCAGGCUGAAACGGCGGAGUACUGGAAAGAACAGCAUGACACUCUGCAGAGGCGCUUUGAUCAGCUGCAGCGCGACUACGACGACUUUGUGCAAGACACCGCCGCCCUGCAACGCCGUUUGGGCGAACAGCAAGCGGCGCAGCAGGAGCAGGCGCAGAGCCGCACUACACGCGAUGCUGCGGCGCAGCAACUCGCGACCCUGCAUGAACGAUUGGCAGAUAUGACGCACCUCGUCGAGGCAGCGCAGGCGGACGCGCAGGCCCGCUCGACGGAGCUGCGUGAAGCCACUGCACAACACACGGCGACGGUGACGGCGCUGAAGGAGGAGCUGACGCGUCUGCGCACGCAGGCGCAGUCCUCGCACGAUGAAAUUGCCAAGCUGCACGGCUUGAAUGAGGAGCUGUCGGAGCUGCUGCAGCAGGGUGCGACAGGCGUCGAGGCGGCCCUGCGUGACCGGGAUGCGCAACUCAGCUCUCUUGAGACGCAGGUGCGGGAUCUGAAGCAGCAGCUGGCCGCGUCAGGCGAUCGCCUGGCGGAGCGGCAGGUGUUCGCGCAGGAGCAGCGUGACGCCUGCGAUAAGCUCCAGCAGGAGGUGGAGGAGUUGAAGGCGUCGAAUCGCACGCUGGGGGCGCAGCUGCGGGAGAUCAAGCGCAUGUCUGAGGAACAGUGUCGCGUGGCCGCGCAGGAGGCAGAGCGUGCUGCACGGGACGCAGCGGAGACCCGCGCUGCUGCCCAACAAGCCCUGACCGAGCAGCACACCACCCAUCAACACGACAUCGCUGCUCUCCAGACACAGCUGGACGAUCUGCGCGGUGAGUUGGAGGCGGCGCAGACCGUCGCGGCCACUGUGCCUCUCGAGGCGCAAAAGCACCAGCGGGACUUGGAGGCGGUGCGGGCGCGGCUGACGGAGGCGCUGCGCAGCCAGCAGGAGCUGCAGCAACAGCUGAAGAGCAGCCGGACAGAGGUGGAGCGGCAGCGGCGGUUGCUGCGCGGCGUCAACGCGGACGGCAGCGAGGUGAGCGCCUCAUCAGCCGACGGCGGCGGCGGCGGCGUGCCAGCGGGUGUGUCGGACGCGCGUGUGAACGUGCUGCUGCGGAACGUGGAGGAGCUGGAGGCGAAGCUGCAGGAUGCGUCAGCGGAGCGGGACGGCCUCCAGCAGGAGUGCGACCGCGUCGCGAUGCAGCUGAAGAGCGCCGCACGCGUGGCGGAAGUAAAGGAGCAGGCGAUGCGACGGCAGGAGACGGAGCUGCGCAGCCUACGUGGACAGCUCGCCACGAUGCGGGAUGACUUAGGUCAGCGUGUGCAGUCGAACCACGCCUUGCAGCUGGAGAUGGACCACCUGCAGGAGCGUGUGGAGGACUUGGCAGUGGCGAACGCGGAGCUGCAGGAGCAGCACAGCGCUAACGUGGAGAGCCACACGACACAGGAGCACGCCGAGGCCCUUCUCUUUGCCAAGGCGAUGACGAUUCCGCGCGCAUUGGAGGACCACGUCAGCGAGCUCUACGCCGCCUACCACGCCCUGCUGCAGCUGACCAGCAAAGACCGCGCGUAUGUCUACGGCCGCUGCGACACGAUCGAGAAGGCGGCCGGCGAGGCCAUGGCGGAGGCCGAGGCACAAAACAACGCCUACGAAGUCGCCCUGACGGACGCGCAGGAGGAACAGCAGCAGCUGAAGGAGAUCAUCGAGCACGUGGAGGAGGCGCUGCACAAGACCGAGGACGCGGCGGCGACGGCGGUGGCGGAGGCGAAGGCGGCGAAGGAGGAGUUGGAGGCUGUGCAGCGUCAAGCACGCGAGGACGUCUUCCAGGCGCAGCGCGACCUGCAGGUGGCGGAGCUGCAGCACGCCGACACGCUGCACUCGCUGUCCCUCCUGCAAGACGAGGUGACGAACACCGCCGCGCUCAUCAAGAAUCAAAAGGCGACCUAUGAGCGGCGGGAGGCGGAGCUGGCGGCGCAGGUGAGUCAGCUGCAGGCGGAGACCGAGGCCCGCAAGACGUCUGCACGUCUGCUGCAGCAAAGCACCGAUGAGGCGCUCAAUGAGCUGCAGGACUUUGCCGAGCAGGCAGGACAGGAGCGUGACCAGGCGGUGCGGGAGACACAGGCCCUUCGUGCGCAGCUGGAGCGCGCACUGCCGCGUCUCGCACAGCUCGAGGAUGAGCAGGCGCAGCGCACCGCAGACCUCAUGGACACCGCCCAGCAGCUCUCUGCCCUGCACAAGAAGUCCUCGUCGACCGAGGAGGUGUCGCGUAAGCACAUCGAGGAGCUGAACCAGACACUAGCGGAGCUGCUGCACGCACACGCAGUGUUGCAACGCACGCACACCACGACCGAGGCCACCGCGGAUCGUCUUAAGACGCAGCUAGAGACGGCGACGCAGGAGCUGACGCGGACCUCGGCGAAGGCGCGCCAACAGGAGGAGGAGGCGACGCUCCUGCGUGACCGGCUGCAGGAGGUCGAGACGCGCACGAGCCAAAUCAUCUUGGAUGACCAAGCACGUCUGCACGACGCGGAGCGCCGCAUUCAGGGCUUCGAGCAGCGCAACGCCGCCCUCCAGAAGGAGUGCAAGUCCCUGCAAGAGGCACAGCAGUCCCUGCGCGUGGAGUUGGAGAGCACCGCCGACGCCCUGCAGCGCACGACCGAAACGUCGAAGGCGCAGGAGCAGCAGCAGAAUCAUCAACUCCGCCUCUUGCGCGAGCGCGCCGACACGUUAGAAGCGGAGCGGCAGGAGCUGAUGACAUCGGAGCAGGCCAUCACGAAGGAGCGCGACGCCUGCCAGCGAGAGAUACUGCAGCUGCAGCACAGGAUGGAACUCCUGCAGCACCACCUGGGCGACGCCAACGAGCACAACGACACGCUGAAUCAUGAAUUGGUGGAACUCAAGACGGAGCACGCCACCGAGUUGGACCGGCUGCGCGUGGCGAUCACCGACGCCCAGAAGGAGCUGGCGAAGUGCCGACAGCUGCUGGCGGAGGCGGAGUCCCGCCAGGUAGAGCAGGAUGGCGCCCACUACAGCCUCACGACGGAGAUGAACGUGCUGCGGGAGGAGCUCAAGUCCGCACGGGUGCAGGCAGAGAAGGCGAUGCAGCAGUAUCAGAAGGAAAAGGCGGAGCGAGCGGAGUUGGCGGCGCUGCUGCAGGCGCAGAUCGCACAACUCCACGAGGAGCUGCGCAGCAAGCAGGAGCAGCUGCGGGGCGUGGAGAGCACCGCGGCGAGUCAGGCCGAAACGAUCAGCGUGCUGCGGCAGGACGUCGCGGAGGCGAGCGAGCGGCUGCGGCACACCCGGAAAGAGCUGCUGGAUGUGCAGGAGGCCGCCAACGCCGCUAAGGAGCAUCACCGCCGCGACCGCUACGAGCUGCAGUCGAAGCUGAACAACGCUGAAGACACGCUGGCGGAGCUGCAGCGGCAGCACGAGCAGUACCGCGGCCGCAUGACGACGAAGGCGGAGCUGUACGAGGUGGCCGAGCAGGCUCUGCGGGCGGAGGUGACGGACCUGCGCGCGGAUGUCGCUCGGCUGGAGGAGGCCCUCACGGUGUCCACGCAGGGCAAGGCGGCUGUCGAGGACGAGAAGUCCCGCCAGGCGCACUCCAUCAAGGCGGUGGAGUCGGAGGUGCAGACGCUGCGGGCACAGACGGCGGCGGACAUGACGGAGCUGACGGCGCUGAGGGUGCAGCUACAGCAGCGCACCGCCGAGGUGGACCGCACCCGCCGUGAGGGCGCUGCGCAGCUGGCCGGUGAGAAGCUGAAGUGGGAGGCCGAGCAUGCUGCCGCCUGCGACGCGCUGGAGGAGGCGCUGCGGAAGGCGCAGCAGGCGGCGAAGGAUUCCCGGGAGGCCCGGGAGCACGCGUUGGCCACGCUGGACCGCAAGCAGAAGGAGGUGACGGCGGUGGAGGAGGAGUGUCGUGCGCUGCGAGUGCGCGUGCGACAGCUGCAGCGGCGCGUGGAGGCGGCGGGGUAUCAGCUGGCGGCGCUGGAGGGCAUGGCGAAGGACUCCGCCGCCGAUCUGGGUGUGUCCUUGGGGGAGUUGGUGGGCGGCACCAUCACGGAUGACAGCAACCUAACGGCGCCGGAGAUUGCGCUCGACGCCAGCAGCAUCACCAGUGGUGGCGCUUCUUCCUCUCCGGGUGCUGGUGCUGGUGCUGGUGCUGGUGCUGCUGCGGCUGCCGCGGUGCAGGCAGUUCUCGAUGAGCUCGUGCGUCGGCUGAACGUGUACACAUUUGCGGCGAACACGCUGGACAUCGAGGAUGCCCAGCUGGCUGCGCUGUUGCACGCGUUGGAGCAGCAUCAAAACUCCGUGGACGUGCUGACCGAGGUGAGCAGCGGCGAGGACGGCGGUGGUGGUGUCGCAGCGAGCUACAGCAGCGGCGUCACACCGAUGCGUGACGGCGGUGCAGCGCUCGGCCUCAACACCACACCGGCGGCGCGCGGGGGCCCCGUGAACAGCCACGGCGGCAAAGCCAGCGGUCACGGUCUGCCUGCGCGUUCGCUGACCGCAGCGCAGCAGAUUGCGGUUCAGCAGAUCAGCCAAGCCAGCUCCACCUUUGUACACCGAGUUGAGGACCACGUGCGCACCGCCCAGCAGAUGCUGCGCGCGGUCGUCAUGGCCGUCGGCGCACAGGAGGUGGUGGCCGGCAGUGCCGCUGCGCCAGACUCGAGCCUCAACACGCGCCCGUCGACGGUGGCCCUCUCUACACGACACAAAUUGCAGGUGGCGGCGACCAUCGCAGAGCUGCACCGCCGUACCGCUACGCUGACUCGCGCGGUGGAUCGCGUGACGGAGAGCAUCGUGGGGUCGCCCACGUCGACGAACUCCGCCAGUGCCGGCGCUCCUGCUGCUGCCGCGAAUCUGCAAGCCGCGCUGCAAGAGCUUCGGCGGCUGUUCGCAGAGGCAGAGCGUCAUGCGCUGCUGCCCUUCAACGAGCUUCUGUGCUCCUCCUCCGCUGCUGCUGCCGCCGCUGGUGAGGCGGGCAGUGCACCUGCGGGGACGGGGACGGCGUCGGCCGCGGGAGAAGCCUCGUACGGUGCACGUGGACGGCAGGGCAAGGGGAAGCGCACGCCUCCGAGGACACAGCCCCAGCCGCCGCUGCCGGCGACAGGGCGCCGCUCGCCUGUUCCUGUAUGGGACGCACGACGCGCACCAGUGGAGGCUUCUCCGACACCGAUGCGCGAUGAGACACAGCAAGCUCCUCCGUCGAUGGGUGACGUCGCCAUCGUUUCCGCGCCGUCGCCGAUACCCCCGGAUGAGGGAGUAAAGUGGCUCUAA
Molecule: messenger RNA, 10044 nt
Organism: Leptomonas pyrrhocoris
Lineage: Eukaryota; Euglenozoa; Kinetoplastea; Trypanosomatida; Trypanosomatidae
Exons: 1
Coding region: 688-10044 (3118 amino acids)
Source: RefSeq, a predicted model, not a curated record